Messenger RNA from Rhineura floridana, 2366 nucleotides. It is a transcript of the gene ZC3HC1, whose product is annotated as zinc finger C3HC-type containing 1. The transcript has 10 exons. Lineage: Eukaryota; Metazoa; Chordata; Lepidosauria; Squamata; Rhineuridae. The record is from RefSeq and is a predicted model, not a curated record. Gene Ontology annotation, cellular component: nucleus. Gene Ontology annotation, molecular function: zinc ion binding. Bases 111 to 1625 code for a protein of 504 amino acids.
GAGAGCAGCGUGCGAGUGGCAAUGAGAGCAGGAACCGAAUCUCCUCGGAUCUCAACUUUCUGGCCACUUUGGUGGAGGAAGCGGGGGAAGGAUUAUACGGAGGGACCAAGAUGGCGGCGCCCAGCCCUACGGCUGCUGCUCCCGCCUCGGAGAACGAGGAGGGCGAUUUGGGGGUUAAAGCCAAGUCCCCGGCCAUCACGCCGCAGAAAAUCCGGGAGCUGAUAGAUGGGGGGAUCGCUCCGGAAGAAAGCAGCCUGGAAGGAAAGGAUUCAUCUGCUUUCUCUGAAGUAGCAAAUGGGUCUCCCCAGACCGACGAGCUGCCUUUCGAAGCCACCAGUAAAGAAGCCUACUUCAGCAGAGUGGAAACAUUUACCUCCCUCAAGUGGGCAGGCAAACCCCACGAGUUGUCUCCUUUGAUCUGCGCCAAGUAUGGAUGGACCAAUGUUGAGUGUGACAUGUUGAAGUGUGCCAGCUGCCAGGCCUACCUCUGUGCCAGCCUACAGCUGGCUGUUGACUUCAGCAAGUACAAGGAAAGGUGCUCAGAGCUGAGGAAGGCUUUGUCAGCCGCUCACGAGAAGUUCUGCUUCUGGCCUGACAGUCCCUGCCCAGAUCGCUUUUCCGUCUUGCUGGUCGAUGAACCCCUUGCCCUUUUCAGUGACUUACUGGAGCGCUUUCAGAGCCUCUGCCAGUUGGACCUUCAGCUGCCCUCUCUGAAACCAGAAGAUCUCAAAAGCAUGUCCUUGACGGAAGAGAAAAUCAGCCUUGUUCUGCAACUGAUUGAGGAGGAAGCCGACUGCAAAACAGAGAGUGAGAAAACGCCAGUCAAGCGUGCGUCAGACCCUUUUCAAAUCCAUGUCACGGCUUGCAUCCUAGCCCUCUGUGGCUGGACUAGUAGCUCUUCUUCUGGGUCUGUACAUCUCCCCUGCAUCACCUGUUCUCGCUGCAUGAGGAAGGUGGGGCUGUGGGGUUUCCACCAAAUCGAGUCUGCCUUGCCUGAGACGGAGCUGCCCUCCAGCCUCACCAGCACUCCCAUCCUUCCCGUUGACGGGCGCUCUGACAAAAUCCCCGUGGUGCCCACAUCUCCACGCCGGAUGAUCACCCGCAGCCAGGAUAUGAGCUUCCCUCUGGGCACUGAGCAGCACGAGAAGAGCCCGUCCCCCGUGAUCAGCCGUAUGCGCAGCUGGGACAGCUCCAGUGAACGCGCCGACACGGAAGCAGCGAGCCCUACCACUCGGAGCCGGCCCGUAACCCGCAGCAUGGGGCAAGGCGAUGGGGGCGGCCUGGGGGCUGAAGUGCCCUCCAGCCCUCACCGGAGGGCCAAGCGGGCUCGCCUCUGCUCCACCAGCAGCUCGGAUUCAUCUGCCCGGAGCUUUUUUGACCCCGUCUCCCAGCACCGUGACUGGUGUCCGUGGGUCAAUGUGGUGAAGGAGAGCGCAGCCUAUGGAGGGGCUGGAGAGGGCCACCCAGAGGUGAAGGGGGAGCCUGGCUGGCAGAUGGUCCUGAAGGCUGUCCUGGCUUCCAGGCGAUCGGAUAGGCCCGCAGAUAAAGAGUUGGAGAAUCUCUCCAUGAAAUCCUGCAAGGUGUUCCGGAUUUUCCGGCAAUGGGAAGCUACCUGUUCCUCCUGAGGACUUCUGGCCUUUGACGGCAUCGUGGAAUGAACCUACUAAGUGUAAUGGAUGGAACUUUCUCUCUCUCUUUUAAUUCAUAGAAAAAGACUAUUAUUUGCACUGGAGGCAAGGCUGCCCUGGGAAAACUUGCCUUCACUCCAAACUCGCAGCCUGGAGCAAUCUUUGAGGUCAUGCCGAAAACACAGGGAAGAUGUGUAAACUGUGCAGCCACUGGCGGCCAUUUUUUUAUUGCCUUCUUUGUGUUUACCUGGCCAUUUCCUGAAGCCUUUGCACUGGUUCUCACUUGUCUGGGUGAUUCUCCAGCUCAAGUGGGGUUGAGGUUCCCAAAUGUGCCCUUGCUUGAGCUGAACUAGAUCCACCUGAGAAAGAAGAUGGGACAGAUGGAAGGCUCUGCAUGUUGCAUAUUUGGGUAUGUCUUUCCUGCAUGACUGAAUCGGCUUUGCGGCUGAGCCUCACUGCCCUGCUGCAAGGGAUCCUGGGAAGUGUAGAUCCGUGACGGGUCUGGGGAUAUCUGGCAACUUGUUCUUAGCACCUGCACAGAAACUACAGUUCCCAGCAAACCUUGGGGAUUGGAGGGGGGGCACUGACAUUUCAGUGAGUUAAAACCAGAUUAAGUUUGCAAUGUGGAUGUGACGCUUGUGUUGAUUUUUGUAGCCAGGCUGAGCUCUGGUCCAUUUGAAACACCUUUGGGAGAAUUUGAUGUUAAUAAAACAUUUUGCUGUCUUUUUAUUCUUUAAA